UACAUAAACAUGAUUCAUAGGGCAUUCACUGGAAUUGAUAGCCUUGGCAGUGCAGCUUUUAAAUUCUGCAAAUGCGAAGGUGAAAACCAAAACAAACUCAAAAGUUCGGGCCAAACGGAGUUGUUGGUUUUAUAGCCCGAGUUAAAAAAAGGGUACUUUGAGUGGGCCAAUAUUUUAUCGGUGCCGUUUUUGGCCAAUUGCAACCCAAAUCUCAAUUCUACUUACUUAAGUAGCUGUAAUUUUGCUUAUUAGUAGCUUUGUACACGCGGGACGUUGAGAAUUAAGAACUGACCGGACAUCUAAACAAGUGCAAUAAUUUGAUUUUAUUCUUGAUAUUAUUCUAAAGAUAAGCCAAACUAAAUCCAAGAAUGAGUUUUAUGCCGGAUUCCGAUAGCGAGGAUGAACUUCCGCCAGGAUGGGAGGAACAGGCCACAGAAAAUGGUUACGUUUGCUACAUCAACAAACAAACGAAUGUGGCUCAAAUGACACAUCCCCGUACCGGUCGGUCAAAGCGUAUGACCACAGAAUUGCCUUUGGGUUGGGAGAAACGUUUCGAGGAGGGAACACAAAAGACCGUGUUUUUCAACACUUUGACUAAUCAAACAACUCAUAUUGAUCCACGUUUGGCAUUUGCUUUGGAGGAGCCGCCCAUGAAUAUAUCGCAAGUACGCCAGCGUUUCGAUGGCAGCACAAAUGCCUUGCAAGUGUUACAUGGCAAGGAUUUGCAUGGCCGCUUGGCUGUUAUAACAGGAGCUAACAGUGGCAUAGGCUAUGAGACAACACGCUCCUUGGCAUUUCACGGUUGCGAUGUAAUUAUGGCCUGUCGCAGUCGGUCUUCAACGGAAGAUGCCAUCGAACGUAUUGCUAAGGACAGAGCAGUCUGUCGUAGCCGUCUACGAUGGAUGCAAUUGGACUUGAGUUCAUUUAAAUCUGUUUGCAAUUUUGUUGAGGAAUUAAAACGCAGUGUGAAGCAUAUUGAUAUGCUGAUAUUAAAUGCCGGUGUCUUUGCUUUACCUUAUACUAUAACUGAGGAUGGUCUGGAAACUACAUUCCAAGUUUCGCAUUUAUCUCAUUUUUAUAUAACGCAGCAACUUGAUUCAUUAUUUGAUCAUAAUACACGCAUUGUUGUGUUAUCUUCGGAGUCGCACAGGUUUGCCAAUUUACCAGCGGAUAAUUUGACUGCUCAACAUUUGUCGCCUCCACCGGAGAAGUAUUGGAGUAUGAUGGCCUACAACAAUGCAAAAUUGUGCAAUGUUUUGUUUGCAAAUAAAUUAGCUAAGCUUUGGAAGCAUCGCGGUAUAUCUGUGUUCUCUGUACAUCCCGGCAAUAUGGUCUCUACACAAAUACAGCGUAAUUGGUGGUUCUAUCGUUUGCUGUUUGCCCUAGUUAGGCCAUUCACAAAAUCACUGCAACAAGCUGCGGCUACUAGCAUCUAUUGUGCCACGGCCAAUGAACUUACCGGCCUUACAGGUCUCUAUUUCAACAACUGCUACUUCUGUGAGCCAAGUAAACUGUCGCAGAAUGAGAAGUUACAAAAUCAGCUAUGGUCCAUAAGCGAAGAUAUGGUGAAGCUUUUGAGGGAGCAACAAAAUGAUCCAUUGGUGUAUUAAAAAUAGUACAAACUCCUGAUUCUUAUAUGGAGGAAAGCAUAAAGUAGAACUAAGUUUACGACGCAGCAUUUUUAUUGUCUUAUAGAUUUCCUUAUGUCUUUACAGAGAAAACUUGAUUGUAGGUUAUUUUUGAUCUAUUUUAAUUGGUUGAUGAUAAAAUUACAAUAAAAUUAAAACAAAUAUUAUAAA
Stomoxys calcitrans (stable fly) is the source of this 1799-nucleotide messenger RNA. It is a transcript of the gene Wwox, whose product is annotated as WW domain-containing oxidoreductase. Gene Ontology annotation, molecular function: protein binding. The coding region runs from base 369 to 1610 and encodes 413 amino acids. The transcript is spliced from 7 exons. NCBI's taxonomy places the organism in Eukaryota, Metazoa, Arthropoda, Insecta, Diptera, Muscidae. The record is from RefSeq and is a predicted model, not a curated record.